AUGCUUACUCGCAACUUCCUCCUCGCGGCUCUUUUCUCCGUCUCCGUCCUUGCUCAUCCGCAUGGACCUCUCAACCCCGGUGGACCCGUCGCUGCUCGGUACACCCUCAGCACCAGAGAUGGCGAUGACACCGACACCGACGGUGAUGUCUCCACUGGCGUUGUUGGCACCGACACCGGGGACGACACCGACACUGACGAUGACAUCAGCGCCGGGCAGCCCACUGUCGGAGUUCCUGCUGUGAACGACGAUGACACUGACUGGACCGACAAUGACGGCCAUGACACGGACGAUGAUGUCCCUACCCCUAUUACUGGAGUUGUUGGCGACGAGGGGGAUGACACCGACCACGACGACCACGACACUGAUACUGACGACGAGGCCAAUCUCGGUGCCAGCCCUGGUGUUGUCCCCGGCGACGAGACUGACAAUGACGGCCACGGCACCGACACUGACAACGAUGGCCAUGACACUGACACCGAUGACGACGAUGUCAGUGCUGCUACCACCACCGGCCCUGUCGCUGUUACUGCCGCCGGCCCUAUAGCUGCUACUACUGGCCCAGCCACCACUACCACCACUGAAGGCGAGGACACCGAUACUGACAACGACGGCAUCGACACUGAUGAUGAGAGCGAUGAUGAGGCUCCUACUGCUACUUCUUCCAUUCGCCCUACCUUCACGCCCGUGCUUGCCAACGCUGGUGCUAAGGAGAAUGGAUUUGGUGGUGUUGCGAUGGGUGUUGCUGGUGUUUUGGGGGUUAUUGCUGUCUUUUAA
Messenger RNA from Podospora pseudopauciseta, 777 nucleotides. RefSeq lists its product as uncharacterized. The coding region runs from base 1 to 777 and encodes 258 amino acids. The transcript has a single exon. Lineage: Eukaryota; Fungi; Ascomycota; Sordariomycetes; Sordariales; Podosporaceae. The record is from RefSeq and is a predicted model, not a curated record.